AUGAGAAACUUGAUCACCUUGAACAAAGGUAAAUUGAGAGCGGUGAGCUCUCCUUAUCGAGAAGAGAAUUCAGAUGUUACAAUCAGGUUGAUCGAUAGUGUUUUUGAUUCAUUAUCUGAUAGUGUUACAUGUGUAAUUGGUGCACUGGAUGUGGGCCUGAUUGAAGUUCACCAGUUUAUGAAAACUGGCAAAAAAAAUGUAUUGGCAUCCUUUAAUCUGGAUACAUUCGAUGAUGUUCUGCUGAGUUUUGUGCAUUUUGCAGAUGUUAAUCAAUUAGCUUUUGUAUUUAAGCAGGGAGAUAUCAUCACAGCGACCUACGAUUCAAGUAUGUAUGACCCAUCCGAAACGAUUGUGGAGAUAGUGGGUACCAUCGAUAAUGGUAUUGAAGCCGCCGAUUGGUCAUAUGAUGAAGAGACUCUAGCGAUCGUUACAACGGAUCGCAAUGUGAUUCUUUUAAGUAAACUUUACGAACUAAUAUCAGAGUACAAUAUGCAGAAGGAAGAUCUAAAAAAAUCCAAACAUGUUACUGUUGGCUGGGGUAAAAAAGAGACACAAUUUAGAGGACGAGGUGCAAGAGCGAUUGAACGGGAUGCUUUGGCAGAUCUGAAGACCUCCGGGUUCGUAGGUAGUGGUCUAAGGGAUCCCACCAUGCCUUAUGUAGUGGAUAUCGGAAAUAUUACCAGUCUGGACACGCACGAAAUCAAUAUCUCAUGGAGGGGAGAUUGUGAGUAUUUUGCGAUUUCUUCAGUCGAAACUGUAACCAACGUUGACGAAACACCGGAGAAGCUGGAAAGAAGAGCAAUCAGAGUCUUUACUCGUGACGGUCAACUGGAUAGUGCAUCGGAACCGGUUGACGGUAUGGAGCAGAGCUUAAGUUGGAGGCCUCAGGGCUCGCUAAUCGCCAGCAUUAGGCGCAGUGUUAAUUUAGAAGAUGAAGAAGCGCUGGAACUGAUUUUCUUCGAAAGGAAUGGUUUAAGGCAUGGGGAGUUUGACACAAGAUUGGCUCUGGAUGAGCAGAUACUCUCAUUAUGCUGGAACUGUAGCUCGGAAGUUUUAACAAUUGUAUUGAAAGAUAGGAUUCAACUGUGGGUCACAAAGAAUUAUCAUUGGUAUCUGAAACAAGAAGUAUCUGUCUCUAAUGUUCAAUUUGUAAAAUGGCAUCCUGAAAAGGAUUUAACUUUGAUGUACGGCAGUAAUGACAUUGUUAAUGUAGUCGACUUCGCUUAUAAGAUGGCACAAGGCCCUACUUUCGAACCAUUCGACAUCGGUACCACGGUUGUAGUGGAUGGAAAAACAGUGAAUAUAUCGCCCUUGGCAAUGGCAAAUGUACCACCUCCAAUGUAUUAUAGAGAUUUUGAGACAUCAGGAAAUGUCAUUGAUGUUGCUGUUAGCUUGUCUAAUGAAAUAUUUGCUGCUCUUGAUAAAGAAAGCCUAGUUUUGGCAAGUGUCCCAAGUUUAGAAGAUAUGAAAGGUGGGCAACAUCCAACUAUUUCCUCUAUUUACCCAAUUUCUGAUUUCUCUAGUGAACUAGAUGAAGUCCGUCAACUUGCAUUCAUCAAUGAUUCAACUGUUGGUGUAUUAUUAGACAGUGAUAACUUUUCAAGAAUAGCCUUAAUUGAUGUUCAGGAUGUUACACAACCAACGCUGGUUAAAAUCAUCGAUACUUUUGACAAGGUUGUUAUAUUGAGAAGUGCAUUUGACUACAAUAAGUUGGUAUAUGAAACGCGUGAUGGAUCAAUUAUGCAAUUAGAUGCAGAAGGACAGAAUGAAAGUAUAUCCAAGUUUCCUUAUCUUGUUCGUGAUUUUAGGGUCAAGCGCAUACACAACUCGCUCAAUGAUGAUAUGGGGCAGUGGUCAAGUGACAGUUCAAAGUUGGUAGCUUUCGGACUCACAGGCAAUGGAAAACUCUAUGCGAAUGAUGUGUUACUAGCAUCAGCUGUUACUUCAAUGGAAAUUACAAACUCGCUUUUGCUAUUUACAACCGCACAACACAACCUUCAUUUUGUCCAUUUAAACAGUUUUGACUUCAAGCCGCUACCAACUGUGGAGAGUGGCGUUGUGGAUGAGAGGGUUCGUGCAAUAGAGAGGGGUUCUUUGCUUGUAACAGUCAUUCCGUCAAAAUCUGCUGUUAUUCUUCAGGCUAGCCGUGGUAAUUUAGAGACCAUUUACCCACGUAUUAUGGUUCUAGCUGGUGUACGUAAAGAUAUUAUGAACAAGUCCUAUCGUAAGGCGCUCCAAUACUGUCGCACGCAGAGAAUAAGCUUGGACAUCUUGCAUGAUUAUGCUCCUGAACUUUUUUAUGAAAACUUGGAGCUUUUUAUCAACCAAGUAGAGGAAGUGGAUUAUCUGAACUUUUUCAUCUCAUGUCUAAGUGAGGACGACGUCACAAAAACCAAAUAUAAGGAAACUCUGCAUUCCGGCAUUUCACAAGAGUUUGAGCUAGAACCUGCACCUUUGACGGAAAUGCAGCUUUACAUGAAAAAGAAACUGUUCGACCCUUCUAAAUCAAAGGUGAACAAGAUUUGUCAAGCACUCCUUGACGUUUUACUGAGUAAAGAAGCAUACAAAAAGAAAUAUAUUCAAACUAUUAUCACUGCUUACGCAUCGCAGAACCCUCAAAACCUUGAGGACGCAUUGAAAUUGAUCGCCACAGUUGAAGAUUCGAAGGAAAGAGAUUCAUGUGUUACUUACUUGUGUUUUUUGCAAGAUGCAAACGUUGUUUAUAAGGUUGCGUUGUCUAUCUAUGAUGUGAAACUUGCCGUCUCGGUCGCACAAAAAUCACAAAUGGAUCCUCGUGAAUACUUGCCAUUCUUGCAGUCACUAUAUGACAAUGGACCGCUCCGUCGCCAAUUUCUGAUUGAUGACUAUCUAAAAAAUUAUGAGAAAGCAUUACACCAUUUGGCUGAAAUUGAAAAAUCUGAAGAAGGUGUCUCGUCGGAGACUAUUGAAUAUGUUUGCAUGCAUGGCCUAUACAAGCAUGCCUUACACGUGUAUCGAUAUGAGAAGAACAAGCAAGACAUGAUUUAUCACAUAUUUGCAAAAGAUUUGUCGUCAAGACAAGAAUAUGCAGAUGCUGGUAUCAUAUAUGAAAUGCUAGAUGAAUAUAAAGAGGCAAUGAGCGCAUAUAUCUUAGCCAAAAAAUGGCGUGAGGCUCUGUCAAUUGCACAAGCACACUACCCGGAUGAACUCUUUGCGGUUGCCGAAGAACUUGUAUCAUCGCUGCAUUUCGAACAUAGAUACACAGAUACUGCAGCAAUUCAAUUAGAGUUUCUCGACAAUAUCGAGCAGUCGUUGGUAGAUUACUGCAAAGCAUAUAAAUACGAUACAGCUUGCUUAGUAGCGACGUCGAAAGGCAAGUCAGAGUUGAUCGAAAAAUUCGUGGAUCCUGGUUUAGGUGAAGGUUUCGGUGUCGUUGCCGAACUUCUGGCUGAUUGUGAAAGACAAGUUCAUUCUCAACUGAAAAGAUUAAGAGAGCUUCGUGCAAAGAAGGAAGAGGAUCCAUACGCGUUCUAUGGGCAAGAAGCUGAGCAGAAUGAUGAUGUUUCUAUAGCUCCUUCCGAAACUUCGACAAAGGAAUCAUUUUUCACCAGAUAUACGGGUAAAACCGGUGGAACUGCGAAAACAGGAGCAUCCAGACGCACUGCAAAGAAUAAGCGUCGUGAGGAGCGGAAACGUGCCAGAGGAAAGAAAGGUACUAUUUAUGAAGAAGAAUAUUUAGUUAAGUCGAUUGGAAGGCUGAUAGAAAGGUUGGACCAUACCAGGUCAGAUGCAUCGCAAUUGAUUAAUGGACUAUGCAGACGUUCAAUGAAAGAACAAGCGUAUCAGAUACAAAAGAAUUUUGUUGAUUUGAUUGAGCUGCUUAAAGCAAACGUUAAAGAAAUAUACAAUAUCAGUGAAAAAGAUAGAGAGAGAAUUGACGAAAAUGGUGAAGUCUACUUUAUUCCAGAAAUACCAGUUCCAGAUAUUAAAGAAUUCGUGAAAAGCAAAGUUGUCGAUUUCUGA
Molecule: messenger RNA, 4002 nt
Organism: Zygotorulaspora mrakii
Lineage: Eukaryota; Fungi; Ascomycota; Saccharomycetes; Saccharomycetales; Saccharomycetaceae
Gene: IKI3
Product: Elongator subunit IKI3
Exons: 1
Coding region: 1-4002 (1333 amino acids)
Biological process (GO): tRNA wobble base 5-methoxycarbonylmethyl-2-thiouridinylation
Cellular component (GO): cytosol; elongator holoenzyme complex
Molecular function (GO): tRNA binding; protein binding
Source: RefSeq, a predicted model, not a curated record